Molecule: messenger RNA, 6692 nt
Organism: Hypomesus transpacificus
Lineage: Eukaryota; Metazoa; Chordata; Actinopteri; Osmeriformes; Osmeridae
Gene: esco1
Product: establishment of sister chromatid cohesion N-acetyltransferase 1
Exons: 10
Coding region: 75-5309 (1744 amino acids)
Biological process (GO): mitotic sister chromatid cohesion
Cellular component (GO): nucleus; chromatin
Molecular function (GO): protein-lysine-acetyltransferase activity
Source: RefSeq, a predicted model, not a curated record
UCUCCGGAAGUAUAGCAAUUUUUCUCAUCACAAGAAGGAUAAAAAAACAGCUGUUGUUUAAGAAAACAUCAAAAAUGCCAGCCCCUAAAAGAAAGUUGGACUCCCCUGAUACAGAUGGCAAGAAAAUUAAACCGGAUCAGAAUGAUCUUCCCUCACCAAUCAAUAAUACUACAGCUUCAGAAACAUCAAGCACAUCUGACGAAACUUCAAUCUCAGAGAGGAUUACAGUUGCUCCCCGGACUAGAAAAAAGUCUUUAGGGGAGCCAGAAGAGGAAAGCACACCAGCAAACAGUGCCUGCCUCUCCUCUCAGGGGAACACAACAGAGGUCACCCCCAUGCCCAUGCCCAGUUCUCCUGGCAAUAAAGCCAAGCUGCUGAAAGCCACAAGUGCCUCCUGCGGAGAAGCGCUCUCAAAGACAGCCAACUCCAAAGCUGCCCUUAAGAGACCAGCCAGCAUCUCUAGAACAGCCUCCACAGAAUCUGACGACGAGCUUAGCAGUGAGGGGAGUAAAAUCGAGCUGUUCGAAGGGAGAAGUGAGGGAGACAGACCCCGCUGUAUCAGACAAUACUCGAAUGGAGUGAGAGGAAAGCGCUCUGCUAUAGGGUCAUCAUGUGACCCGAAGGAGGCCAGCGAAGUAGUGCCCCCUGACCCAAUACAAAUGGAUCAUAACUAUGGAAGGUAUUCAACCCUUCCAAGCAGCUGGCCCAAGUCUGGGAGCGAGGGUGAGGAAACAAAGGAGAGAUGUAUAGAGCCGACCAAAUGCCCAGAGAGCCAAAGAGAUGCGAAUGUGAAAACUGAAGCACCUGUACUGUCAACAUCAGAUCCUUCCCCAGAACAGUUGGCAGUGAGAGAGGGUAUACCAGAGUUGGCUCACACACCUCUGGAAUUAACAGAGACAGGAAGGGUCCAAGAGACAGAGCCGGUCCAUGAACAGAUACAACCAAGGAAAGAGACACAGGUGAGAUCUGAUGCUGUCCCUGAGAAGGUAACUGCUUGUGAAGGGAGCAAAGAGUCAAAUCCUAUACCUGAACAGGUCAAACUAAGAGACGAAAUCCAAGAUGUGGCUCCAGAUCCUAUCCCUGCUCAACUCAAAGAGAAAGAAGGAAGAAACGAGUCCAAUCCCACACCACAAGUGAAUCAUAGUGACGAGACACAGCCAGUGACUUCAGAUGCUGUCCCUGAGCAUGUGAAUGAAGCUCAUAAGGAGUCAAUUCCUACUCCUCAUCAGGUCCAUUCUAGUGAAGGACCUGAGGAGUCUACUGAUGUCCUUGAAGAGGUGAACCCAAAUAUGAUGACCCAGGAGCCGAGUUCCACACCUGAACAGGGCAAGAAAGAGAAGACAUCUGACCCUGAUCAAGUUCAAAAGAGUGAGGGGACCAGAGACUCAGAUCUAACCCCUGAAGAGAGCAAACAGAAUGAAAGGACUCUGGAUGAGCUUGCCGUUCCAGAAGAGAUUUAUACCACAGAGAUCACACAAGAGUGUAGUUCUUCCCCUGAAACUGUGAGCCACAGUAAGGGGACACAGGGCAUUACAUCAGAGGCUCUUCCUGGUCAGGCAAAUCAUGGUGAACUAACGCAAAUGUUUGAAGAGGGGAAUCCGAGUGGAGUGACCCAAGAGUCAAAUCCCGUCCCCGAACAGGUGAAUGAAGCUGGAGAGCGGAAUGAGUUGAAUUAUGUCCCUCCACAACUGAAGCAAAAUGAAGUAGCCCAACAGGUGACAUCAGAUUAUGUUCCUGAACAAAGGAAAGAAAGAGUUGAUCAGAUUGAGGAAGAUCAAGAGGUGAUACAAGAGACCGUUCCAGAUGAUGUGAAGAAGCAUGAAGGGAUCCCACAGAUGCCAUCAGAUCACAUCCCUAAACAAGAGAUUGAAGAAGAAAGAGCUCAAAGGUCAGUCCCAGCACCUGGAGAGGUGAAUCAGAUCGAAGCGAGCAAAGAAGUUAAUCCCACUCUUGAAAAACAAAUACAUCUGAGUGUGGGGACUCCAGAGUUUAAAUCAGAUGCAGCCCCUGAACAGGUGAAUCAGAUUGAAGAGAGCAAAGAUUCGAAUCUCAGUCCUGAUCAUCAUGGAGGUGAGGGGGCUCAGGAGCUGACUUCAGAUGCCGUCCCCGAUAACGUGAAAGAUGUGAAUCUCAGUCUUAAUCAUCAAGGGGAUCAGAGUGAGGGGACUGAGUUCAAAUCAGAAGCUGCGCCUGAACAGGUGAAUCAGAUUGUGAGUGAGGAGGCUCAGGAGCUGACUUCAGAUGCCGUCCCCGGUAACGUGAACGAGGUGAAAGGUGAAAAAGUGAAAGAUGUGAAUCCCAGUCUUGAUCAUCAAGGGAAUCAGAGUGAGGGGACUGAGUUCAAAUCAGAAGCUGCCUCUGGUGGACAGGUGAAUCAGGUGAAAGAUGACAAAGAGUCUGAUCCUACUCUUAAACAUCAAAUGAAUCCGAGUGAGUGGACUCAGGACUCAGAUCCUGUCCCUGAACAGCCGAGUCAGAUUGAAGAUAGCAAAGAGUUGAAUACAACACCUGAACAAGUGCAUCAAAGUGAGGGGACCGAAGAGAUAAAGCCAGAUGCUGUCCCAGAUCUAAAUCAAAAUGAAGGCACACAGGGGCCAAAUUCCACAUUUGAAAAGGUGAAUGAAAGUGAAGGUACUCAGGAAAUGAAGCAGUAUGCUAUGGACAACUCUGCCAAUGAAGUCAGUGACAGUCCACCUCCCCUUGAUACACUGGCUAAAAUCAUCCAAGAGUCCAAUAUUUGUGGAGAGCUUUUUCCUGACAUAAAUGACAGUAGCCCUGAGGUUGUAAAUGUGUGUGUUCAAGGCUCUGCAGAGGUCCUGAAGAAAGACAGUGACUUCGAACGCGCAGAGAACCUUGAGUGCCUAGUACCAACCCCCAUAAUUGUGGAGGACAUAGAGAUUGGGCACUGUGUUGUGGAGGUGGUGGGGGAGAGCCUGGAAGAGUUGGAGAGUGAUCUGGAAAUCAUAGACCAGAAAAUUCAGGCGAAACAAGAAUUCCCUCCAGUGAAAAGAUCAGAGGAAGUGGCAUGCAGCCAGCAGAAAAUCCAGGAACCAAGUACCCAAAAUACAGCCCUGGUUUCUUCCAAUCAAGGCAGCACGAAUGGUGUAUCCACCGAAGUUAAAAAGACAAACGUCAGCGUUGAGAAGAAAUCUAAGAAACAGGAAAUGAACCCCCAGGCCAGGACCAAAGCCCGCCUCGCCGCCCUGGCAGAGCAGAAGGCAGCGGCCUCCAAGAAAGCGGCCAAUCGACUGAGGCAGCUCAACCUCUUGGCCCUGUGUGAAGAGAUAGCUGACGACAUCGCCUCAGACAGCAUGUUGAUCAAGGUGAAGGAGGAGCCGUCCGUUCCUCCCAUUAAACCUGAACCUGCAAAUGUGGAAUGCCAGCCAUCACCUUCCCCGCCCGUUACCCAGGACACGGACACCGCCUCUGCUGUCCCGACUCCGGCUGGCCCUGAGGAGCGGGUUCCGUCUGCCGUCGCUGCCGAUGAACCCAAACCAGCACAACUAGCCGAGGCCAAGCCCCCUGAGGCUGGGCCGGCUGAAGUUAAGCCCACAGUGGAGCCGCCGAAGAGGCGCUUCUUCAUCAGCCAGGUGACUGUGCCCCUGAAAAGCGACGAGAAGAAGAAGCUGACCCGCUUCCAGAGGCUGCGGCAGGUGGAGCUGCAGCGGGAGAAGAUGUCGUGGACCAGGGUGAAGAAGCUCAAAUCGGACCAGGCCAAUCAGAAGAUGGCUCCGGAGACAGAUGUGAAACCCGCCUUGUCAUCACUGUGCGUUCCCGCUACCCCAGCAGCAUCCCAGGUGGCCAAAAUUUCCCCUGUCACGCCUACGCCCAGUCCCAGUCCGGCUGUACCCAAGACAGCUCCCGCUCCCUCUCCAGCUUCCACCAGCAAGACUGCAAUACCUAAAGUUGAACCCCCUAAAGUUGAGCCCCCAAAACCCACCCCCACGCAGGGACCUACCAUCAGAGUUACCAGAAGUGGUCCUAAGAGAGUCCUGCCAGCGGUACCUCCGCCCAUGCCCAACGGGAUGACCAAACAGAAACCCAAGCCUGAGGUGGAUUAUAAGCCUUACAGACCCAGACCCAGGUACUCUGCUGACGACUUUGAGCUUGACGGCAUGGACGAUGAACCCAAACCUGUAGUCAAGAAGCUAGUAGUGCCAGCGCCGCAAGUGGCACCCAUGACUGCGAAGAAUGGCAAGCCAGAGAUAUCGACAAGGAAGGUACUUACCCCUCUUCCUAAAGAGCCUCAGAGAGGCCCUGUUGACAAACAGAAGCACGAAGACAAGCCUGCUGUUAAAGAGGUUAAGUCACCAGCACCAGAUGCCAAGACAACGACGGCUACACCUCCACCAGCAACAACAGCUUCACAGGAAACUACAACAACACAAGCAACAACAACAACACAAGCAGCAACAACAACAACAACAACAACACAAGCAACAACUACGGAGACAAAAGCACCAGAAAAGCCGCUCAACCAAGUGAAGGUUGAGGCAGGAGAGAACAGUGCUCCCCUCUCUGACGCGCAUCUCCAGAAAGAAGUGAAGAAGCUAAAGGAGGCAGACAAAGACGGAACUCAAACCAUCAUUGAUGCAGGGCAGAAGCACUUUGGCGCUGUGGCCUGCAGUGUUUGUGGGAUGCUGUACUCUGCUGCCAACCCUGAAGACGAGUCCCAGCAUAUGCUCUUCCACAACCAGUUCAUCAGCGCUGUCAGAUACGUGGGAUGGAAGAAAGAGAGGAUUCUGGGGGAGUACCCUGAUGGCAAGAUCAUUCUGGUCCUUCCUGAUGACCCUAAGUAUGCCCUGAAGAAGGUUGAGGAGAUCAGGGAGAUGGUGGACAAUGACUUGGGCUUCCAGCAGGUGGAGACCAAGUGUCUGUCCAAGACCAAAACCUUCCUUUUCAUCUCCAACGACAAGAAAGUGGCAGGAUGCCUUAUCGCCGAGCACAUUCAAGAGGGUUACAGGGUGAUCGAGGAGCCCAGUCCGGAGGGUUCCGAGGGGGAAAAGGUGAUGUUUGAGCGCCAGAGAGCAUGGUGCUGCUCCACCACUGCCGAGCCAGCCCUCUGCGGGAUCAGCCGCAUCUGGGUCUUCAGCAUGAUGAGACGCCAGGGCAUCGCAUCGCGCAUGAUCGAGUGUCUCAGGAACAACUUUAUCUACGGCUCGUACUUGAGCAAAGAUGAGAUUGCUUUCUCUGACCCUACCCCUGACGGCAAGCUCUUCGCAACGCACUACUGCGGCACCUCUCAGUUCCUGGUGUAUAACUUUGUCAGUGGGACACGUUCAACCAAACCAAGCCCUGAUGUGGUGUGAUGGAUCAUGUGGCAGGACUGAUGUUAACCCAGCCAAGUUGGACUUUCCCACAUGGACCAGUAUCUGGAUCUGUUCAUUGGCUGUGUCACUGUUCUCUCUCUGUGACUCUUACACUGAGUGGAUCAUUCAUCAGGAGGCGAAAACCUACUGUAAUGACAUUUGGGGGGGAUCUUGGUUUUUAAUCUCAGGUUGAAAACAACCAGAUGUUGUUUGAAUUGAUUAAUUCUCCCUUUAAUCCCUGCAUAGUAUUUUGAAACAAAUAAUAUUUUCUUUAUGUGUUUUUCAAGUACAGAAACUGCUUUUAUUGGGAGUAUUAUAGAGUUUACAUGCAUGAAACUUGACAGCAAUAGAGUUCAAUGAUUAUGUCAUGAUUCAACCUGUUGUUUUGAUCCAUAAGCACAGGUUAAUAUUAGAGGUACACUAAAUUUUAUUUCACACUUAUCCUAUGAUCUGUGAUGGUCAGGCCAUAAAAUACAUUUCAUGUAGCUUUUACAAAAGGUUGAAGUUCACAGGUGUUUAAAAUCUUUGUACUCUGAGGUGUUGCAGUUCAUCUCUGUGAAUGUGAUUUAAUCACUGCAAAGGUUCAGAAUAUGAAAUUUAAUGUCACUACUUCUCAAAAUAAUGUAUUCAAUUUUACCUAGCUGUGUUCACUGGUGGUUCUUCUAAAUUAUGCUGCCAUGUAUCAUGAUAAUAUGUCUUAGAGUAACAUAUCCAUUAUUAAAAUGGUGAUCAACCGCUUUUCAUUGUGAGGGACAUGCUCCAUUGACAAGAUCAUUCAAACUCUAAAUGGGGCAUUUUCCCCUUGAAGUUGCUGUAGAGAUCUUACUGAAAGUUCUCACACCAAAUUGCCUCAGAAGAAGUUACAGUGUAGCCUAUUACUGUAUUAUGUUCAUGUUCCUUACUGUGCACAAUAAGAAUUGACGAUUUGAAUGAGGAUAUGUAAACGUACUUCAAUCAGAAACAAUGCUCACAUCGACAAAACAACAAACCUUUGUUUACUCGAUUUAUACUCACUUUUUUUAUUUGAGAUCUAUAUAGAAUCUAUAUAUGAACAUCCAAUUUUUUUUUCCAUAAAUAAAAGGUUGAAUACAUUCUUACUGCAUCAAAAGAUGCCAAGAAUGAAAAGGCUAUAAUUAAUUGGUAUUUGAAAAAUCGAGAAUGCCAUCAGAAGGUCAAGUUUGUGUCCAUAGUUCAGGCAGAUAGUCUGUCAGGUGGAGAUGAACGUUCUUCUAGUUUCUACGUGGAUUCAUCCAUUUAUGUUGUUCUAUCCUCUCAGUUGAAAAUGUUUUUGCUCUUAGAAAUACCAUGUGUGUCACAUGUAAGAAAAUUUGAUUUAUACAAAGCUGUCAUGUAAAUAGCUAUUUAAAAAUAAACUGGAAAAUG